Molecule: messenger RNA, 942 nt
Organism: Prunus armeniaca (apricot)
Lineage: Eukaryota; Viridiplantae; Streptophyta; Magnoliopsida; Rosales; Rosaceae
Source: the annotation of a GenBank genome assembly
AUGACAGACAAAGCCACUAGAGAGGAGGGAGCCACGGCCGUGACCGACCUGCUGGAAAGACUGCUGGAACAUUGGGCAGAAGAAUCCUUACAGCCAUACUCGCCGAUCAACCUAAUCGAAUUCCUCCACGAGUCGGAUGAGGCGAACACUUUGGCCUUUGACGACUUGGGAACGGCGCCCGCCGAAAUGGAGGAUGACUACCCCGAGGUCCAAGACCCGUUAUUAGAAAUAAAUGUGGAAACCGAGUCCGAACCACAACCUCUUUUUGUAAGCCAGUUUUUGAGCCCUGAAUUAGCCGCUGAGAUUAUCGGCCUGCUUCAUGAAUAUAAGGAUUGUUUUGCUUGGGAUUAUCAUGAGAUGCCUGGAUUACCAAGAAGUUUGGUCGAGCACGAACUAAAAAUUAGGAAGGGGUUUAGGCCUUUCCAACAGCCGCCGAGGCGAUUCUCGACCGAAGUACAGCUUAAGGUCAAAGAGGAAAUUGAACGGCUCCUUGAAGCCGGCUUCAUCCACACGGCUCGGUACGUUGAGUGGCUGCCUAACAUUGUACUGGUGUUGAAAAAGACUGGGGCUUUGAGGGUCUGCACCGACUACAAAAAUCUAAACCUCGCGACCCCCAAGGACGAGUAUCCCAUGCCUGUGUCCGACCUCCUGGUGGACGUAGCCGUGAAGCACGAGCUCUUGUCUUUCAUGGACGGCCACGCUGGCUACAACCAAAUCUUCAUAGCCGAGGAAGAUGUCCACAAGACGGCGUUCAGAUGUCCAGGUGCAAUCGGGACUUAUGAAUGGGUAGUCAUGCCAUUCGGCCUGAAGAACGCCGACGCAACGUACCAACGAGCUAUGAACCUUAUUUUUCACGACCUAAUUGGCCGAACGGUCGAAGUCUACAUCGACGACGUUGUUGUAAAAUCCCCAUCCAAAGCCGACCAUGUAGGGCAUCUCUGA